CAGAUUCUGAUCUAGUUGCUUUCAUUAUUAUUAUAUGACACCAUAUAUAUCAACAACAUUCCUCACACUCUUCUUCUUCUUCUCUUCCCAGUAGAGGGCCCUUGAGAUGGGUUGUUUCCUGGCAUGCUUUGGUUUAUCCAACAAGAGAAAGCGUAGAAAGACCCUCUACAAUGUCCUAGCUGGAGGACACCAAAAAUAUGGAAACUAUGAAGUUCUUGCCACAACAGAAAAAUCCAUUAUUCCAUAUUCUGGUGUCAGAGAUAAGAGAAAGGAGCAGAAUGGUGUCAAAAGCAAGAAGAAGAAGAAAGUUACCUUCAAUUUGAAUGUACAGAUAUAUGAGCCAGAUCCCACUGCUUAUCAGGUAUUGAAUAAUGAAGAAGAAGAAGAAAAUAAGAACACUAAAGCAGAAUCAGAAGGAAAGAGCUCAACUUCUUCCAUCUUGGGAGAAGAAUCUGCAGAUUUGGGAAUGAGAUACCCUUCCAAUUACAGAUACUACAACUGCAGGGAUAACUAUGAUGAGGAGGAGGAUGAAAUUACAUAUGAGGAAUCUGACAUCGAUCUCUCUGAUGAUGAUGAAUUUGAUGAUAGUUGGAGUGAGCAAAGUUUAGAAAAUGAUGAGGCUGAAGUAUAUGACAAGAACAGUGAACAGAAUCAGAGGCCACUUGCUCCAAAUGGUGCUGAUGUGAAAUCCGAUUCAAGUGGACGAGGCCGGAGCAUAAACACGCAUUCUGUUCUAAUCCCAGUGGAGAAUCUCACUCAGUGGAAAGCAAUCAAGGCAAAAGUUGCAUCAAGUAAGCACAGGAGCAAGGAGAAUGUUCCAUUAGAGCAAAAGACAAGCUUGAAUUUGUCACCUUGCAGCUUAGAAUCAAAUGCCCUUCAGUCCAAGCCUCUGUUGCAGGAAAUUGCAGUUGAUGCUAGUCUUUCAAACUGGUUGAUUGCUCCUAAUAAUCAUGUCCCCAAGGCCACAAUUCAUUGUCAAUGAUGCAGCCAUGUCAUUCAGAAACUUGGAAAAUAUCAAUUCCAUUAACAGAGCAAUUUUUAAUUGGUGAAGAUUACACAUGAAGGAGCAAUACAACACUCCCAGACACCAAUUUUAAAGGACGAUGCAGCAAAGCAUGAUUCUUGUUUAGAUUAUUCAUUAAGCAGAAAGACAGUUGGCAUGAUUUCAUCUAGUAUGUGUGUCUAAUUCUUAUACUGUAUUUUGAUUUGUUUUGUUUUGUUAAAGGUUGUGUUGUGAUCAAUGGAGAGUGUGUUUGUCUGUUUAUAUUCA
Molecule: messenger RNA, 1270 nt
Organism: Lotus japonicus
Lineage: Eukaryota; Viridiplantae; Streptophyta; Magnoliopsida; Fabales; Fabaceae
Exons: 3
Coding region: 107-982 (291 amino acids)
Biological process (GO): male meiosis II
Source: RefSeq, a predicted model, not a curated record